Molecule: messenger RNA, 711 nt
Organism: Pieris macdunnoughi
Lineage: Eukaryota; Metazoa; Arthropoda; Insecta; Lepidoptera; Pieridae
Source: the annotation of a GenBank genome assembly
AUGUGGUGGCGCGCGCUUGUGGCCGAGGUGCUGGCCACAGCGUUGCUCGUGGGGCUCGGCGCUGCUGCUCUGCUGCCUUCUGGUGCACCAUUAUCCCACCCUGCGCUGGCCUUCGGUUUCCUCGUCGUCGCCCUCAUCGAGGGGUUCGGCGGUAUUUCGGGUGCGCACAUGAACCCGGCCAUAACACUGGCGGCGGCGAUGGCUGGGCGGCUACCGUGGACCGCGGCGCUACCUUACGUCAUAGCGCAAGUGGUAGGCGCCACGCUUGGAUUCGGAGCGCUAAUGCUGCUAUCGCCGUCAGCGUACUUUGCGAACGGGCCAGCGGGCGGAACAGCACCAGGAUCCGGCGUGGGCGUAUUUGGCGCAGCGGUAUUAGAGGCGCUCUUGACGGGAACUUUGGUGUUGACGGCUGGUGGCAUUUGGCGCGCAGAAGAUGCGGGUCGUGUCGAUCCUGCGGCGUCCUUGAAGCUUGGUCUGGUAGUGGCUGGCCUAAUUUACGCAGGCGGGCCUCUCACGGGCGCGAGUCUUAAUCCUGCCCGUAGCUUUGCUCCUGCACUCUUGCAGGGUUUCACUGCCGACCAUUGGGUAUACUGGGUCGGUCCGCUAGGUGGCGCAGCGGCAGCUUCUCUCCUUCAGCGCACUCUUGGCCCGCCCGCACCGCGUCCUGCCCUCCCCGAAGACCUACCCUUACACGACAAAGCCGAGGCAUAA